This is a messenger RNA of Cherax quadricarinatus, 1754 nucleotides long. RefSeq lists its product as uncharacterized. NCBI's taxonomy places the organism in Eukaryota, Metazoa, Arthropoda, Malacostraca, Decapoda, Parastacidae. The record is from RefSeq and is a predicted model, not a curated record. Gene Ontology annotation, biological process: animal organ morphogenesis. Gene Ontology annotation, molecular function: receptor ligand activity; BMP binding.
GGAUAGGGGGGGGGGUGCGGGUGAUGGCUGGCUGGGGCAUCAGUGUGGCCACAGCCCUUGCCCAGUGAGAAUUUCCAAGUCACGUUGAGAAGACCCGGAAGACCUGAGAUGUGGUCGCUGCUGCCGGUUAUGGUGGUGAUGGUAGCGGCGGUGGUGUCGGGAAUUAAUGAUGUUUUCCCACCGCCGGAUCUUAUCGACCCCGACGCCGCGGUCACCCGGAUUCACCACCACCGCUCUGAUCAUUCCGACUCCGACCCCGCCGUUAUCAGGCUCCACCAUCGCCGACCCUCUGAAGACCACAGGGUUCACAAUCUGAUGCUCAACCCUCAACAACACUCUCUCUGCGAGCUUAAACCAAUUCGCCAGAUCGUCACUCAUGCCCAGUGCACCUCCAAGGAGAUGGAGAACCACGUGUGUGUGGGCACCUGCUUCAGCUACACCGUGCCACAGACUGAGCCUGAGACACCUGGUGAUGAGCUCCUAGACUAUUGUGAUUCCUGCCAGGCUUCAAAUUUCCACUGGAGCACAAUUCAGCUGGACUGUGAGGAGUACGGCAACGCUUAUCAAGUGACGAAGAAACUACAGAUGAUCGCCAACUGCUCGUGUUCUCCCUGUAACCCAUCCCGCAGCCAACAGCCUCCCACUGACAACGAGGUCACCUACCCUUCUAACGACCAUCACGUUAGAGAACUGCUCUUCAAGAUGCUUCCUGAUGGCCACAAGUUCAAGGAAGGAGUAAACAAACCACCGGACGUCAACAGGGAGCUGCAGUACACGGAGAUGUCACUCGACAUCCUGAAGAAAAAACUCCACACGGAAAACAAGGAACAGUCCCUCAGAGACCAGGUGCUCCUCAAAUAUCCUACAUCAUUCGCUGACAUCGAAGAGGAGGAAGACAUUAAUAAUCUUUCCUACUGAGUGUCACGACGCAUUCCUCUUUGUCAUGCUGAAGGAGCUUUAUCUGGAACCACACAGAGAAAAGUUCCUCAGAGACCAAGUGCUCCUCAAACACCACACCUCCUUCGCUGACAUCGAAGACUAGGAGACCCAUAUUCUUUUCUCUUGAAGAUACACAGUUCACGUAAUGGACAUGCUGCUCACCAUUAUAACCAUUUCCAGUUUUAAACCCACUUUUUAUCUCAGAAGUGGAAACCACAAUCUGAAGCUUAAUUUAAAGCCAUGAAUGCAAGGAGAAUACACAAAAUUUCUCCCAGAAGUCCAUUUAUUUCCUUCUCCGAGACUAUGGGUCCUUAAAACACACACAUACACACACACCGCCUAUAGAGAAUACAGAGGCACUGUCUCCCUCAUCUUCGUGUGUUAGUGUGACUUGUCAAUGAUCCAAGUCGGACCGAAACAUCGUCAAAAGCUUCUCUCUCCUGUGUGCGGGUUAUUUGUGUGCACCACAUCAGCGCUCUAUGAACUUAGUGGACUUAGUGCUUGGUUUUUAUUAUAAUAAUGUGUACGCAUAGGUGUGUGCACAUGCAUAUAUUGCAAAUACAUAUAUACUUAAUUUUAUAGUCCCAUGUGCUGAAGAAAAUAUAUAUAUCAAGAACCUUGAAUAUCAUAUACAGCUUUUAACAGUGUUUGAAUAUAAAUCCUACAGUGCGUAGUACUGUAGGUCAAAAUAAUAAUUGAUUUUUCCCUGCUUGGUUCAAUGCAGGAUAUGUUGAUGAAUAAUUCUGAAAAUUAUUUUAUGAACUGGACGUAUACAGUGUAUUGUAUCAUAUAAAUAAAAUUACAUACGAAUUGCA